This is a messenger RNA of Phyllostomus discolor (pale spear-nosed bat), 5392 nucleotides long. RefSeq names its product F-box protein 28 (gene FBXO28). Gene Ontology annotation, biological process: protein polyubiquitination. Lineage: Eukaryota; Metazoa; Chordata; Mammalia; Chiroptera; Phyllostomidae. The record is from RefSeq and is a predicted model, not a curated record. Gene Ontology annotation, molecular function: protein binding. The coding region runs from base 39 to 1145 and encodes 368 amino acids. The transcript has 5 exons.
AUCCCCUUGCAGUGGGGGGAAGGAAUUAAACCCCCAAGAUGGCGGCGGCGUCGGAGGAGCGGAUGGCUGAAGAAGGAGGCGGCGGCCACGGCGACAGCAGUUCUUCUUCGGCCAUCGGCUCUACCCAGCGACUGCCCCCACCGCCCCCGCCCCCGCCCCCACAGCCGGGGUCCCAGGCGCCCCCAGCCCCAGCGCUGGCUCAGGACCAGCUGCCUCAAAACAACACGCUGGUGGCGCUGCCCAUCGUAGCCAUCGAGAACAUCCUCAGCUUUAUGUCCUACGACGAAAUUAGUCAGCUCCGCCUGGUUUGUAAAAGAAUGGACUUGGUCUGCCAGAGAAUGUUGAAUCAGGGAUUUCUGAAGGUGGAGCGGUACCAUAACCUGUGCCAGAAGCAAGUCAAAGCGCAGCUCCCGAGGAGAGAGUCAGAAAGGAGAAACCAUUCAUUAGCUCGUCACGCAGACAUCCUUGCUGCCGUCGAAACCAGGCUUUCACUUUUAAACAUGACUUUCAUGAAGUACGUGGAUUCCAAUCUCUGUUGCUUCAUCCCAGGAAAGGUUAUUGAUGAAAUUUAUCGUGUGUUGAGAUAUGUCAAUUCCACCAGAGCCCCUCAGCGAGCUCACGAAGUACUUCAGGAGCUGAGGGACAUUUCCUCCAUGGCAAUGGAGUACUUCGAUGAGAAGAUCGUUCCGAUUCUGAAGAGGAAACUGCCAGGAUCAGAUGUGUCUGGAAGACUCAUGGGCUCCCCUCCAGUUCCGGGACCUUCUGCAGCCCUGACAACAAUGCAACUCUUCUCCAAGCAAAACCCUUCCAGACAGGAGGUUACCAAACUCCAGCAGCAGGUUAAGACAAAUGGUGCUGGUGUGACUGUUCUCAGGCGUGAAAUUUCUGAGCUCCGCACCAAAGUGCAAGAACAGCAGAAGCAGCUUCAAGACCAGGACCAGAAACUGCUAGAGCAGACCCAGAUCAUAGGUGAACAGAACGCACGGUUGGCAGAGCUGGAACGCAAGCUGCGGGAAGUAAUGGAAAGUGCAGUCGGAAGCCCCUCAGGGUCUGGGCAGAACGAAGAGUCUCCUCGGAAACGGAAAAAGGCAGCGGAAGCCAUAGACUCUCUUAGGAAAUCUAAACGUCUCCGGAACAGAAAGUAACUUGGGAAGUGCUUCUAGCUCCAGAGGAAGACCGGGCUUAGUGGCUUGAGCAGCGAUGCAUAUCAGGAUGCUGUGAGCGACAUGGUGUCCCUUAGGCUUCUAGGCUUUCAGAACACACCUUAAACUUGAACCCUCAUGGUUGGGACAUUCUUUCCCCGCUUCUCCUGGUUGAACUGAUGCACAGAAUCUUUUUACUUUGCAAUAGAUUUGUACUAACCAUACCUAUUCUAUCAUGUUUUGAGGAGUUAACUUUUUUCUGUGCAUUACAUGUUUAAAGUAAGUUUAUUUGUUUCUGCAUAUAUGCACAUUACUUAAGGAUCUUAAACCAGUCCUGACAGACUAGAAGUUUAAUACAGAAAUGUCCUGUUCACUUGAAAGAAAAGAUCUACUUUUUAAAUGGACAGUAUCUUGUUUUAAAAAAAAAAGUUGAUUUUUGUUAUAAGUGACCUUUGUCUGGAAUGUCUGAAAAGUAGUAAAGCUUUUUGGUAUUGAAGUAAUGGGUAACUAAAUGGACUUCCAUAGCGUUGACUGUAGAAGGAGCCUCUACAGUGCUGACUAUAUAUUUUUAUAAACUACUGCAAGGGAUUUCUCCAGUUAUGUCACGUUUUCAGUUCUCUUCUGGGGCCGUGUCCAACACUUGCAUGAAUGGAUGCAUGCAUUGCCUAGGCAACUCACUUAAAAAGCUCUUGCACUGGUAUUGAUCUUGAACCUCUAUAUUUCUCCACUUUUUAGAGCAGCGUCUUAGUUUCUUUAAGCACUUAACAUCUUCCACCACAAAAUAGCUGGCCUGGCGGGGGGGUGAGUCCAUUUGUCCUCCGUUUUACAGGAACGGGAGAGUAUUAAAGCCCAUCGCUUUCUCUCUUCUCUGUAGGGUUCAGGGACACUGGCUCAGGCAGAAUGCCCAAUCCCAAGGCUCUGUCGAUGUCAGACCUCUGGUAACUAGAACUUUUCCCCCUCACCACUGUGUGCGCUCACUGACGGAGCGUGACGACCAGUGGUGUCAGCAGGGGACCCGACCUGUGGGAUGCAGUUAUGCCAUUGAAAGAAAACUUCACUGAAGAACACUGUACUACAAAAAAGCAUUUUGAGCAUUUCCUUUCUGGGGGAUGACCCGAGGGAAGCUUUUUAAUAUUGAUUUCAAGCUUUCCUUCUCCUACAACUUUAAACAAAAGCUUUAAUUUUUUUUUUUUUUUUGCACUCCUGUGUUGAGCUUGUAACUGGAAAAGCAUGUCUUGCACUGUUCAACCUUCGAAGAGGUCACUCUAACAACCUCCAAAUUGUGUACAGUGGUGGUUUUCCCCAGGUGUAUAUUUUCAAGACGUUCAGCUAUUACUGUUCUAGUUUUAUUUUAAUGUACUAAAUUAUGUCAUUAUUAUUUGACUGUUCUUUUAAACAGCUGUUGCCUUGGGCCUCAGUUAUUUAAAAUAAAUUUAGGUGUAAUGUAGAAAACUGUCCCUUUCCAAGUGGGAGUUUGAUACCUGUACAAAACCUAAGGUUUUGGUAAACACCUUAGUUGAAUAAAAGCACAAGGUUAUCAUCUUUUUUUUUACCCGUCCAACAUGACAUGGUUCUGCAUCCUUCAGAUUAACCUCACCAAAUGAAACAAGUUCUUACCCAUUUUUAUAUUGUUCUCACAUAAUAUUGUCCUUAGAUUUUGGUCAAUUCUAUGUCUAACUUUGAAACUUCAUUUACAAUGUAGUAUGUUUUCAAUGAAAAACCAUAAAAUAACAUCCAAGUGUUCCAUGGUGUGUCGGGAAGGUAAUUUUAAAAUAAAGUUUCCAAAAGAGAUUUGUCAGCCAAGGUCAUCCGUAACAGUCCCUGUCUGGAACUCAUUUUCUCAGCAGGUCUCACGCUUUGUAACCAUAGGAUUUAGCCAUACUGUCAUAACUUCGGAGCAGGCCCACGGGAUACUCAGGGCCUUUAAGAGUCUGCUUUCCUGGUAAUAGGAAGACCUUUUAGGUAACAAAGGACAUGUUUACAGGUUUACGAAGUAUGAUCCUUAUGCAUUGAAGGGAUAGAACCUCAGAUGAUUUUUUUGAUAGUUAGAGAAUUAAACUUGCCUGGGUUUCUUCAUAAACUUUACCUAGAUACCCUAAAUGUAUCUGUAGUCUUCCACUAGUUAACAGGAAUAUUUGGCUUUCAUAAUAAACUUUGACACUACUAGAAGGUAGAUCUUGCUUUCAAAAUCCAAAUUUCUGCAGCAUACACUUGUAUCACCUCUCCGUAGGUUAAUGAGUUGCGACUGCUCAUGCAUGCACGAAUGUUCCAUAACAGUAGGAGAAUAAAACACUACCGUUCCGUUGUUUAAGUCUUCAAUCUUAGACUAUCUAGAUAAGACAUGUUAGGGUAUUGCCUUGACCGAUUUGAUAGCUUUUGUACUUGCUUUUGGAUGGCAUAACAGUAUUUAAGGUUCAACAAAUCCCAAAUUACUUUGAUCAGCUGAAACUGACAUGUUACAGGAAGACGGUAAACUAGCCUCCUGAGAAAAACCAUCCUGCCCCCGAUCGUACGUCAGUAACGUAAAUGCUAUAAUGUUAUUUAAUACUGUGUUGUCCUAGAAGAGCAUUUCAAAAAAUCUUCCUGUCCUCUUCCUUGGCUGUUUUUCAGAGGAGACUUCUCUAUGUUAAUGGGGUCAUUCCCACUUAAGAGUUGAUAUGGUACAACACUACAGACAGACACAGUGUGGAAGGCGUGUGUGAGAAGGCUGCCCCCACAGGGCCCUCUGCUCACCUCCUACGUGGACUUGGCUUGGUUUUCACGUAUUCUGAAAUGAGGAUUAUUUCAGAACGUGAGUUCUAGAACCUGUUGUUUUUCAAGCUCCUCUUCUGCUGUACAGAGCCUGGAAUGGAUGGGCAAAGUAUUCAGAGUCAUGUUUUAAAAAUGAUUGGGGGUGCCGUCGCGUCUGAAGCCACUGGUUUUGGAAGCAACUUUUUUGUAAAAUGUGGUGUUUGGAGUAUUGAACUUUACGGGGGCUUGCCUUAAUCUCUAUUUAGUGGGUUCAAGAUGUAUGCGCUAUCAUUCUACUUGUUAAAAUGUUAAAAUAUUCUAUGUAGCCCCAAAGGUGGUUAAAAGAGUAUAAGUAAUGCCUAAAUAAAUAAGCCAGAAGGUGUCACUACAGCUGGAUUUUGAGGGAAAAUGGACAUGAACAUAGGCUAUGUAUAAUAAAAACAACGGCACCUUAAGAUUGCACUAUUUUAUGCAUUGUUUUAUAUGCCAUUUCAUAGCCUGCACUUUAAUCUCCAAAGAAACGAUGUAUGAUUUCCCAGUUCCUUAUUAUUAAUAAACUUUCCUAAGACAGGGCACUUAAUUCUAUUUUACUAGACUGAAUUAGUUUCUUGGAGGUGGAUUCCUUUCUUGAGUUCUCUAUUUCCUUAGCCAUAAUAUUUUCUAGGAACUAGGAACUCCCUAUCUUGUCGAUUUCCAACAGUAUAGAAUUUUAAUUUAAAGUAAAGUAAAAUCUCAGACUUGGUGAUCAGCACAUUCUUACAUCCUGCUUUAGCAAUGAGUACCCGUUUAUUAACACUUAUCAAACCGCCUGCAAGUAUCAAAUGCUGCAAGUAAGAUUUGAAGCCAGGAAUAAAAGGGAUUCUGAAAGGCAAUGUCCUGUAGAAUGUGGUCUCUUGGGAAUGGCUGUUUCUAAAGUAAAACCCACUUUGAUACGCUAUGCAGUUCUCUGACUAAAUUCGGGUCCCUCUGAAUUAGUCCACAAAACGUUAGUAAGUUAAACCUACUUAAAAAUAACAAAGUUCUGUAGCCUGCCAUUCUGAAGUGAAUUAUUUUUUAAAGAUGCUAAUCUACAAAAUGAAACUAGCAAGUAGUUGGCUGCUGCCUACCACGAUUUUAUUUUUAAUAGCAAUAUAUGUUUAAUGACAAAUAUGAUAGGCUCAAGUCAUGUUGGCCUUUGGCAGCUUCCUAAGAAUGUCUGUUGAAUUUCUAAAGUCAAAAGGUAAACUCAAAAUUUUUCCUGUUGUGUCUGAAGAGAAUCAUGGGACUUAGAAGCCUACUGGUAAUCUAUUAGGUCCAUUGCCCAAGUACACUGGUCCGUAUUCAGAACUAUACCAAAAGUUAGAAGUGUUUCAAAGUCCUCUAUGUGGUACCAUGUCUGUUUGCUGAUGCUCACGAGCAACAAUAAAUGACCAGUUUACCUUCUGGAAUUUUCAUUGUUAUAACCUAAUUUAGUUACUGGAAAGUGAAAACCACCUUCCGGUCACACAGCAGGGUACGGAAAUAAACGUGUUGUUACCAGC